Messenger RNA from Ceratina calcarata, 1677 nucleotides. RefSeq names its product retinoblastoma binding protein 5 (gene Rbbp5). The transcript has 7 exons. Gene Ontology annotation, molecular function: protein binding. Gene Ontology annotation, cellular component: Set1C/COMPASS complex. NCBI's taxonomy places the organism in Eukaryota, Metazoa, Arthropoda, Insecta, Hymenoptera, Apidae. The coding region runs from base 80 to 1477 and encodes 465 amino acids. The record is from RefSeq and is a predicted model, not a curated record.
GUGUUAUGUGAGUGUGAUGUUCUACCUGAUUCUAUCCUAACAAAUUUUGUAAUACAAAUAAAUACAGAAUAAAAUAAAAAUGAAUUUAGAAUUAUUAGAAUCAUUCGGUCAGAAUUAUCCAGAGGAAUUUGAUGGUACGUUAGAUUGCAUAUCACUAGCGGUUACCUGUACAUUUAAUAAAAGAGGUACCCUCCUUGCUGUUGGAUGCAACGACGGAAGGAUUGUUAUUUGGGAUUUCUUAACUCGUGGUGUUGCUAAACUCAUUAGUGCUCAUGUACAUCCUGUCUGUUCGCUGAGUUGGUCUAGAAAUGGGCAUAAAUUGUUAAGCGCGUCUACAGACAAUAAUGUUUGUAUAUGGGAUGUGCUAUCAGGAGAAUGUGAUCAAAAGUAUAGAUUUCCGUCGCCAAUACUGAAAGUCCAAUUCCAUCCAAGAAAUCUUAAUAAAUUCUUAGUAUGUCCUAUGAGACAUGCUGCAGUAAUGGUUGAUGUUGAAGGUUCACACAGAGUUAUACCUCUUGAUGACGAUAGUGAUUUAAAUAUAGUAGCAUCUUUCGACCGCAGAGGAGAUUAUGUGUAUACUGGAAAUGCUCGUGGUAGAAUUUUAGUUCUCGAUGCAGAAUCGUUAACAGUGAAAGCCUCUUACAAAAUAUCACAAGGCACUGCUAGUAAUACAGCUGUGAAGAGUAUCGAAUUUGCUAGACGCGGUUCGUGCUUCUUAGUAAACACGUCGGACAGAGUAAUCCGUGUAUACGAUAGUACCGAAGUAUUGGCUUGUGGCAAGGACGGCGAACCUGAACCAAUACAAAAGCUGCAAGAUCUUGUAAAUAAAACCAUGUGGAAGAAAUGUUGUUUUUCCGGAGAUGGGGAGUAUGUGUGCGCUGGUUCUGCUAGGCAACAUGCUUUGUACGUGUGGGAAAAGAGCAUCGGGAAUUUAGUUAAAAUUUUGCAUGGAACUAAAGGAGAGUUGUUGCUUGAUGUUGUUUGGCAUCCAGUAAGACCAAUUAUUGCUUCCAUAUCAUCCGGCGUCGUUUCCAUUUGGGCACAAAAUCAAGUUGAAAAUUGGUCUGCGUUCGCACCAGAUUUUAAAGAAUUGGAUGAAAACGUCGAAUACGAAGAAAGGGAGAGCGAAUUCGAUUUGAGCGAUGAAGACAAGUCUGUGGUUCAAGGAGAAGAGGCUCAAGACGAAGAAAUCGAAGUAGAUGUUGCAUCGAUAGAUAGAGUGGCUGCUUUCUGUAGUUCUGAUGAAGAAAUGGAAGAUAUUGGUUCGCUACAAUUCUUACCUAUAUCGCCAGACGUAGAAGAUUCUGAGGACAACCAAACGACACCACAUGAGCCACCUGUAAAAAAACAUCGUUCUCAUGAUAUCCACUUGCAGGGUGCACCAGUUGACGAGACUCAUCCAUUGUUAAAUAAAGGAAAGGAUAAGCCAACAACUAAGAAAGGAAGACCAAGAUUAGAACAUAGAAAGGGAAAGUAAUUUUAAAUUCAUUUCAGCAUAAGAAGUGUCUUAUAAUGUACAGAAUGACUAAAAGUGCUCCAAAAAUAUGUGUAUCAACUGCGAUAAUGUUUUAUACAAUAUAUGCUAUAAAACUUCUUACUUCCUAUGGAAUGUAAUCUAAUUUAAUCUUAAAUUUCUUUUAUAUUGAAAUUUGUAUUAAAAUAAAGAAUUGUAUCUAA